UUCUACGAGUGUUUUUAUCAAGAUACUUCUCAAAAAUGAUUGAAUUAUGCCGAUGUUGUUGCCACUGGACUAAGAGCAUGGAUUUUGGUAACAAUGAUGCAGCUUCGGUUGUGUUAAGGAUAUUUGGAAUAAAGUUUCACCAGUUUGAGUUCCUGCCCAACAUCCUCUGCGAACAAUGCGUUGCGCUACUCGAUUGUUGUAAUAAGUUUUACGACCAAAUAAAGAGUGCAGAAGCAACCCUAAUGAAGCUGCAAAAGGACAAUAAAUUAGAAGUCGCACUGAGUACGCCACCGGACUGCAGUGGAGGAUCUUUGUGUUGCGACAUAGAUAUAUUUUUCAACGAAGAAAGAUCUGACGAAAGGGAACGUGCUUCUCCGAUAGAGCAGCUAAUUGAUCUUGCCAUCGUUCCGAUCGUUGAAGAACCUCAGUUUGUUAACGAGCCUUUGGACGAAGAUAUAGAAGCAAAUGCUACUGUGACGGAAGAAGUGGAACGACAUACCGCGAAGCCACUUGAAAUUGAAGCUUUGGGUAAGGAACUAAAAUGGCAACUACAACAUGCUACUAAAACUUCAAACGAAAAUGAUGCUGUCAAGCUAACGGAAAAGUGGACGGAUACUAAGCUAAAACAGACACAUAUGAAACACUUAGGCUCUAACAGAAGCAGGUCGACCAUUGAAGAAAUGGAUGAGGUGGUUAAUACAUCGAAGAAAAUCUCUCACAAAUGCUAUAUCUGCGAUCAAGAGCUGUUAAGUAGAAACGGGCUGCAUCAGCACCUGCUUUCACAUGAAUCGCUUCUUCCAUAUCAUUGUAAAAACUGCAGCACUGCCGAACGGUCGAUUGAAUUUCGAACGAUUGUUGCACUAAACAAUCACUUCGAAACGCACACGUUUCCGCAUCCGUGCGCACUGUGCCCGUUACGUUUCCGGACCAUCACAUCUUGCAAACAACAUGCAAGUAAAGAUCACACCAAGAUCACGGAAUUAACGUGUCAUAUUUGUGGGGCAUUCUUUGUUCAACAACACAAAUUCCGUAAACAUAUUGCUGUUCACCGUAACUUGCAGACGGAGCGCUAUAAGUGUAAAUCAUGCUCGAAAUUAUUCCAAUCGAGUACGCUGCUCCGGCGUCAUGAAUUAAUACAUUCCGACGACGCUACUGGACAAAAAAUGAAACACUCCCGAGGGAGCUGCUUUACGCCAACAGUUAUCCCCGAGCUUGUGUUGAGCCUGGAUGCUCGUAUUACGCCCCCCGAUUGGACCUGAUGUGGUCGCAUUAUCGUAUGCACUAUAAAAUGUUCGAAUGUAAUCAUUGCAAACAAAGUUUUUCGAACAAUUACACAUUGGAGCGGCACAUUGAAGUCGUCCAUUUGAACGUUCGAAAGCAUGAGUGUACAAUUUGUGGAAAGCGAUA
Messenger RNA from Anopheles cruzii, 1407 nucleotides. RefSeq names its product zinc finger and SCAN domain-containing protein 31-like. NCBI's taxonomy places the organism in Eukaryota, Metazoa, Arthropoda, Insecta, Diptera, Culicidae. Gene Ontology annotation, cellular component: nucleus. The transcript has 3 exons. Gene Ontology annotation, molecular function: zinc ion binding; RNA polymerase II transcription regulatory region sequence-specific DNA binding; DNA-binding transcription factor activity, RNA polymerase II-specific. The record is from RefSeq and is a predicted model, not a curated record. Bases 36 to 1259 code for a protein of 407 amino acids. Gene Ontology annotation, biological process: regulation of transcription by RNA polymerase II.